CGGAGCUCGAUGCCGAGUAGGGUCAGAACCGAGCCUUGCUCGGUCCGGCUCGCCCUUUGCGAGUUGCUUCACCUGACUUAAUCUGUAAAGCACUUGGAGGAUGAGUGGUUCCUUGUCGGGGUGACUGGCUAGUCUGAGAUGAUUGUGGAUUACAUUUCCCCGUCUCGACAGAGUGUAGAGAGUUAGUUCCCCGUAGUUGUGAAGUUUCCGCUGAGGCAUUGAAAUUCUAUCACACUAUCAUCCAGUUACCAGACAUCGAGCGGUGGGGCCCGGACUUGGUAAAAGAGCAAAACCUGAAAUGUAAAGACGGGCCACCUCCUUAUUCGAGAGAGAACGCUGAUGAAACGUUUGGAGCUCAGGUGCCGGAUCCAAUCGGGCUUCAGAUGUCGAGAUAACUGACUUGAUGGAGGAUGACCCCCCAUCUCACCAUUAGGCUCAGCCCUCGAUGCCUCAUGCUGCACCUCGUCGCUCUGCCCGACUUCAAGAGACAUCCACCUCGUCCUCCUCUCACGGUCAUCCCGGGUCUUCUUCCCAUGUGUCGGCUUUUCCUUUUUCGGGCCCAUAUGAUGCCGACACCAAUGGGACGGCUUAUCUGGAGAGAGCUUUCAGCCUUUGGCAAAGACUUGGAAAGUCAUCGAGUGGGUCGAGUUUUGGCUACUCAAACCCUCAGCAUAGCAUCAAUACCUAUCUUAGUGAUCUCCAUCAGAGUUGCUGACAAAAUUAACCAUCUUCGUCGCCAUUACACUCCUCCGAAUGAACUGGACCAGGCUCUUGCCUCUUUAAACCAGGCUAACAGCAUGCUAGCGAAUACUCAGCAUGAUCUGGAGGUUGAGAGGAGGAGAUCCCGAGAUGAUUUGGUCGUUCUACAGAAGAAGCUCGAUGAGGCCAAUGCCCAGCUUUCCAACUCUGAAUUUUUGGCCGAGAAGUUUAAGAAGACCCAGACUAUGUCAAUUUGCAGAAUGCCGCCAUGGAAUGUGGCGUCUCAUGGUCUCUCCGCCAAGUCUCCAACGAUCACCCCGACAUCGAUUACUCGUUUCUCCAGGAGCGUUUUAGGGCUGAAUGUGACGCCCCCGAUGACAUGGACGACGAGGACGACGAGUAGGGACAAUGUGGGUCUAGUUGUCCAUGGCUCUAACUUUGGCGGAGUUGACUUUGCCUGCUGA
This is a messenger RNA of Momordica charantia (bitter melon), 1163 nucleotides long. NCBI's taxonomy places the organism in Eukaryota, Viridiplantae, Streptophyta, Magnoliopsida, Cucurbitales, Cucurbitaceae. The record is from RefSeq and is a predicted model, not a curated record.